Messenger RNA from Marchantia polymorpha subsp. ruderalis, 1015 nucleotides. Lineage: Eukaryota; Viridiplantae; Streptophyta; Marchantiopsida; Marchantiales; Marchantiaceae. The record is from the annotation of a GenBank genome assembly.
UACUUCGAGUAGCUCCUUUGAUGCUCAGUCACAGAGGGCACUGGUUCCACAUGUACGACUUGAAUGUGCUGUUCAUCAGCAAAUAUCUCAUAUUGUCUUCGCCAGCUUUGGAAGCUCAUCUGGGACCUGUGGCAGCUACUCUGAAGGAGAUUGUCAUGCUUCGAGUUCUCGUGCUGUGGUAGAAAAGGCCUGCUUGGGCAACACAUUCUGCUCACUCGAUGUAUCACUGAGUUUGGAGAGGACCCAUGCCCUCUAGUGGCUAAAACGUUAACAGUCCAGGCCCUGUGGAUAGGUCCCAGCGAGUUGACGAAUGAGAAUCUCAGUGAUGACGAUAUCGCUGUACCUCUGGGUAUGUAUGACCGUAAAUGGCAACGCUAUGAGGUUAUAAACCAGAGAACGCAACAGACUCAAAGUUCCCUGUCAGACAUUUGACACACUGCUCGAUAAAACUGAGGCCUGUUUUCGAGACUGCCAGCUGAUCAAGUCUAGGUUUCCCCUUUCCUUUCAUCCGUUAAAUAGGACGAAUUAGUCUUCAGGUGGGAAGUUUGAUAUAUGAUGAGGCAACGGAGCCCACCGUAGAAGCAUUUUGCUUCGUAGUAUAUCUUCAGCCUUUAUUUGAUUAGUGAGGAGCUUCGAAAUGCUUCUAGAGUCUCGUUUGUAUAUUAUAUGGUAAAAAAUAUAACAGCCGGAUUCCCGAUGUUACUUUCACCGAGGGCCACUUUUUUAGUAGAAGUAUGUCAAAGAAAGCCUGUAGGUUGAACGACGAUCGAAAAUAUGACCACUUGAGUGAUAAACUUGCAUUUCCGUCAUUCGAUACUAAGAACUACAGGCUGGUGAUAGCCGCUAUGUACUAUCGCUGGCCCUUCCGACAUCAUUGCCAGAAUUAUUCACUUGUAUCUACCCAUGAGUGCCAGCUGUCACGCAAAUCUAUUGAACUCAGUUUUGAGGCCCCAGUGUACGAAAACAUGAAAUUUGAAUGGUAGGAUUGGUGUAUCUACAACUGCAGUCAUGAGCA